AUGGCAAAGCUUUCGACCAAAGAUUUGGCCCUGAGCGGCAAGCGAGUUGUUAUGCGAGUGGAUUUUAACGUCCCCAUGAAGGAAGGAAAAAUCACAAACAACCAGCGAAUCGCUGCCGCCGUUCCGACAAUUCAGUACGCUUUGGAUCAGGGCGCUACAUCUGUUGUGCUCAUGUCGCAUUUGGGACGACCAGAUGGACGAAAACAGGCGAAAUUCACACUCGCUCCAGUUGCAGAGGAGCUCAAGGCUCUUCUCAACCGAGAUGUUCAGUUUAUUGAUGAUUGUGUCUCUUCCCAGGCCUUAGAAGCUACUGCUGCUCCAGCUGCUGGCUCCGUUAUUCUCCUCGAAAAUGUCCGAUUCUACGCGGAGGAAGAAGGAAAAGGCGUUUCCGAAAUUGGUGGAAAAUUUAAGCCAAGCGCUGAGGCGAUAUCCGAUUUCCGCUCCAAACUUUCCAAACAUGGCGAUGUCUUUGUAUCCGAUGCUUUUGGCUGUGCCCAUCGGGCUCAUUCUAGUGUCGUUGGCAUUGCUCACGAGCAACGCGCAGCUGGCCUUCUCAUGGACAAGGAACUUUCUUACUUUGCCAAGGCUCUUGACAAUCCUGAACGACCAUUUUUGGCGAUUCUUGGUGGCGCAAAAGUUCAGGACAAGAUUCAACUGAUCGAGAACUUGCUGGAAAAGGUCGACUCGAUGAUUAUUGGCGGCGGAAUGGCCUUUACUUUCCAGAAGGUUUUGGCGAACAUGGAAAUCGGAGGAUCCCUCUUUGAUGAAGAUGGAGCCAAGAUUGUCCCCAAGUUGAUGGAAAAAGCGAAGGCUCGAGGAGUCAAGAUUGUUCUCCCGACUGACUUCGUUACUGCUGAUAAGUUUACUGAAGACGCAGCCGUUGGAAACGCAACCGUCGAGUCAGGUGUUCCAGCUGGCUGGAUGGGCCUGGAUGUAGGACCGGAAUCCAGUAAGGCAUUUUCCGCUGUCAUUGCCGAAGCAAAAACGAUCGUGUGGAACGGCCCGGCUGGUGUUUUCGAAUUUGAAAACUUCGCUAAAGGAACCAAAUCGAUGAUGGACGCUGUUGUUGCUGCCACUGAAACUGGAGUCACCACCAUCAUUGGUGGUGGAGAUACCGCUACUUGCGCCAAGAAAUUCAACACUGUGGACAAAGUCAGCCACGUAUCGACUGGAGGUGGAGCUUCCCUCGAACUCCUCGAAGGCAAAGACCUUCCAGGAGUUUCCAUCCUCUCUGAUGCCUAA
Messenger RNA from Oikopleura dioica, 1242 nucleotides. Lineage: Eukaryota; Metazoa; Chordata; Appendicularia; Copelata; Oikopleuridae. The record is from the annotation of a GenBank genome assembly.